Molecule: messenger RNA, 907 nt
Organism: Aedes aegypti (yellow fever mosquito)
Lineage: Eukaryota; Metazoa; Arthropoda; Insecta; Diptera; Culicidae
Exons: 4
Coding region: 327-797 (156 amino acids)
Source: RefSeq, a predicted model, not a curated record
ACCUGAUGCCCCACUAGUCGGUGAUAGUGUUCGCCAGUGAAAGCACCUCUGCUUUUCCGCGUGUCGAGGACUUGUGCCUAAUAAGUGUCACUAGAUUCCACAAGUUCGGCACGGUUGCGACUAGCUGUGAAACAAUCAAUAUUCAUCACAUCUGCUUUGGAAUAAGCUGAGUAUGCAGAACUAUUUUGGACGGAUUAACGAACUUCUGAAAGUGUGAAGUGCUGAUUCAACGAGUAAAUGUUCACGUGUCCAAUCAUUGGAAGCCGGUUGCCUGUGAUGGAAUUAUCCGAUCUCAUUCGCUCGAUUGCGGACUUCGUUUGAGUGCCAUGUACAUUAAGUCGGGACACCGAUUCCUCAGUGACAAAGGCCAGAUAGUGUUCCCUGGCCCGCCGACCCGUUCGGCUUUCUCGUUCUCGUACACAAACCCGCUGACCACGACUACCACGGCCAGCACCACGACGGUGGCCCUGCCUGAUCCCCCGGAGAUUGACGAUGAUACAAACUAUAUCGAUAUGUGGCGAAGCAAGUCAACGUCCGGUUCGGACAUGCUGUCCGACAAAAUUCAGAUGUUCUACAUCUACAUUACGGUUACCAUAACGUCCGUGUUUGUGCUCAUUCUGUUGGGGAUUUUCGGUUACAUGUGUUAUAAAAGGAAGGGAUUCCAAAGCAUAGAGAACCAGCAGGACAUUGAAACGACCCGAAGGCAGAGCAGUCGAAGAUCACAGCGGAGGCAUUCGAUGCACUGUUCCAAAGAGCGCGAAGCCUCAGAGAAUCCAGGCCAGACGCUUUUGCGCUGAAUCGAAGUGUGAUUAUAGACUUUAAAUAUUUUUGCGAUUUUUUGUAAACUACGUACUUAUUUUUAACCGAAAUUCGUGUAUAUAAGAAUGCAUUACACAUUGGGAGAGAA